GUCGGUGGAAAUUUUGCGAGUGCGGGUUUGAUUCGGUGCUGAAAAGUGCAUUUUUCCCGUGGAAUUCAUCGUGAAAAUCGUGUAAAUUUGUGCAGAUUGCGUGCGUGACUGCCCCCAUAAGCAUCUGUCGACACCUGUGAUGGCCCAAGACGCCGUGGAUGUGCCCCAAAGUGUGCCGGAUAACCAAAAAACAAAAAUCGAUGAGGCCACCGUCACAGUGAACGCCGUUCCCGAGCAAAAUGGCAAGAAAAAGGCAGGCGGGAAUGGGAAGAAGCGACAGCAGGAGGGAAAGUCCUCUCAGGACGCCACUCCGGAAGUCGUGAAUGGACACGAUGGCACCGUGGCGACGAAUGGACACGACGAGGCGAAGCCUGGCGAGGGUGAAGCGGGCGAGGAUGUGCUGGAGUUGAUCCAGGAUUCGGGAUUUACGGUGCAAAUCAUCAGUCCGGGUGCGGAGCCGCUGUCGAUUCAGGUGUCGAGCAUGGAGCUGGUGCAGGAGAUCCACCAGUUGCUGAUGGACAGGGAGGACACGUGCCAUCGGACGUGCUUCUCGCUGCAACUGGACGGCGUGACGCUGGACAACUUCGCGGAGCUGAAGAACGUGAAGGGACUGAAGGAGGGCAGCGUGCUGAAGGUGGUGGAAGAGCCAUACACGAUGCGUGAGGCGCGCAUUCAUGUGCGUCACAUUCGCGAUCUGCUGAAGUCCAUUGAUCCGGCGGACGCGUACAAUGGCCUGGAUUGCUGCUCGCUCACGUUUUUGCUACACAUCACGCAGGGUGAUUUGCUGGAGAAGAAGAAGACACGUCCGGAGAGUGUGGAUUGCACGCCGCCUGACUACAUUAUGCCCAAGACGCGUGACAGACCAAUGAUGCCACUGCAGCCGGGUGUGAAGGGUGCAAAGACGACGCAAGCGUUGAAGAUUCUCACCACGAGUGCGUGGAAUCCGCCGCCUGGGCCGCGGAAGUUGCACGGCGAUCUCAUGUAUUUGUAUGUGGUGACGAUGGAGGAGAAGAGAUACCACAUUUCCGCCUGUCCGCGUGGCUUCUAUGUCAACCAGUCCACAGACGAUGUGUUCAAUCCCAAGCCGGACAAUCCUAGCUAUUUAUCACACUCGCUGGCCGAUCUGCUGGCCAUGCUCUCGCCCACGUUCAAGCGUGCCUUUCCGCAGAUGCAGAAGAAGCGCACGCAGAAGCACCCUUUUGAGCGCAUCGCGACGCCCUAUCAGACAUACGCUUGGUGUUCACCGCAGCAGGAGCACACGAUUGAUGCCAUCCGGGCGGAGGACACGUUCUCCAGCAAAUUGGGCUAUGAGGAGCACAUUCCGGGGCAGACGCGCGACUGGAAUGAGGAGAUUCAGACCACGCGUGAGUUGCCCAGGAAGAACUUGCCGGAGAGAUUGCUGCGCGAGCGCGCGAUCUUUAAGGUGCACAGUGACUUCGUGACGGCGGCCACGCGCGGCGCCAUGGCCGUGAUUGAUGGCAACGUGAUGGCCAUCAAUCCGGGCGAGGAGACGAAGAAUCAGAUGUACAUCUGGAAUAACAUCUUCUACUCGCUGGGAUUUGACAUUCGCGAUCACUACAAGGAUCUCGGCGGCGAUGCGGCCGCUUUCGUUGCGCCGCGCAACGAUCUGCACGGCGUGCGAGUGUACAGCGCUGUGGACGUCGAGGGAUUGUACACGCUGGGAACAGUGGUGAUUGACUACAGAGGCUAUCGUGUCACGGCGCAGUCAAUCAUCCCGGGCAUUUUGGAGAAGGAACAGGAGCAGAGCGUUGUGUAUGGAUCGAUAGACUUUGGGAAGACGGUGAUAACGCAUCCGCGCUACCUUGAGUUGCUGAAUAAGGCUAGUCAACAUCUGAAGAUCCUGCCGCACGAGGUGCUGAAUGAGAAGGACGAGGCGGUGGAGUUGUGCUCGUCUGUGGAGUGCAAGGGAAUCAUUGGCAACGAUGGUCGCCACUAUAUUCUUGACUUGCUGAAGACUUUCCCGCCGGAUGUGAACUUCCUGAAGCUGGAUGAGGAGCUGAGUCAGGAGAUCAGGACACUUGGGUAUCCCAUUGAGCAGAAGCACAAGCUGAGUUGUCUGAGGCAGGAAUUGCUAGACGCCUUUGUCGAUGAUCGCUAUGUGACGUUCAUCAAGCACGCGGCUUUCCAUCUGCAGAAACUCAAUGCGGCGAAGAAGGCGGCUGAAGUGGAGCAGGAGGCGACGGACAAGGAGGUGACAAAGCCGGAGGCGAACAACAAUGUGAAGGCCGCGGAGGCGGUGAAGAUGAUGGAAUCAAUGGCUGAGGGUGUGAUUCCGGAGAAAUUGGCCACAGACUCGAGGGAUGUGGUGAAGAGGGCUUGUGCAGCUGUUGGGAGUCUGAAGGAGACUGAAUUUGAUAUAAGAUUUAAUCCGGAUGUCUUUUCGCCCGGAAUCAAGCACGUGGACGCCACCGAGGCAGCCAAUUCGCUGCGCAAGCAGAAGCAAUUGGUGAAAGAUGCUGCUGAGUUUCUUGUGUUGAAGCAAAUUCCGGCCUUUGUGCAGGAUUUUCUCGAUCACGCGUCAGCACCAAUGGACGGCAGUACACUCACGGAGGCACUUCAUGCCAGGGGAAUAAAUAUCCGGUAUCUGGGCAGAGUGGCGGCGAAGUUGUCGCAGGUGAAGUCACUGGAGUAUCUGCACUCGAUUGCAGUGUCUGAAUUGAUUCUGCGUUCGGCGAAGCACAUCUUUACGGCCUACAUGCAAAAUUGUGAGAUGAUGUCCAUGGCAUUGGCGAUUUCACACUUCCUGAACUGCUUCCUGGCAUCGGGUGUGGUGGCAAAUCCGCUGGUGGGUCUGGAUGAGCUGCAGAAGGCGCAGAAGAGACGCGGCCGGCGUCGCAAUGGGAAGCACAUGUCCAGCGUGGGUGUGGACAAUCUCGAGUGGGCGCAGCUCACGCAGAAGAGUCUCUGGCAGCAGAUCAGGCGUGAGCUGAAGCAGUACUGGGACUGGGAUGUGGCCUGUGACAAUCUCGACAGUGCCGUGGAGACGUACAGACUGCAGAGGAUCAGUUUGCUGAGGGCAUUCUGCCUGAAGGUGGGCCUGCAGAUUCUCCUGCGUGAGUACAACUUCGACGCUCGCCAUCGGGCGACUUUCCACGAGGAUGACAUCCUCAAUGUCUUCCCGGUGGUGAAGCACAUCAAUCCGCGCGCCACGGAUGCCUACAAUUUCUACACAACUGGCCAGAGCAAGAUUCAGCAAGGAUGCUUCAAGGAGGGCUACGAGCUCAUCUCCGAGGCACUGAAUCUGCUCAAUAACGUCUAUGGCGCGCUGCAUCCGGAGAACGCUCAGUGCCUGAGGAUGCUGGCCAGACUCAGCUACAUCAUGGGCGAUCCGCAGGAGGCGCUCACCAUUCAGCAGAGAGCUGUGCUGAUGAGCGAGAGAGUCAACGGCAUCGAUCAUCCCUACACAAUUUCCGAAUACACGCACUUGGCUCUGUAUUGCUUCGCAAACAGUCAGAUCAGCACCGCCUUGAAACUCCUCUAUCGCGCUCGCUACUUGGCGCUCCUCAUCUGCAGUGAUGAUCAUCCCGACAUUGCGCUCCUGGACAGCAACAUCAGCCUGAUUCUGCAUGCCGUGGGCGAGUAUGAGCUGUCGCUGCGCUUCCUGGAGCACGCGCUGGCGCUCAACAUCAAGUAUUUCGGCGAAAAGUCGCUCAAGGUGGCCGUGAGCUAUCACUUGGUGGCGCGGACGCAGAGCUGCAUGGGUGACUUCCGGUCGGCGCUGAACAAUGAGAAGGAGGCGUACGCGAUCUACAAGCAGCAGUUUGGUGAGCAGCACGAGAAGACGCAGGAGUCCAGCGAGUGCCUGAAGCACCUCACGCAGCAGGCGGUGGUGCUGCAGAAGAAGAUGAACGACAUCUAUUCGAAUGGGAAGCUGACCACGGGCUUGCCGCCCAUUCACAUCCAGCCGCCGUCGAUGGGCUCCGUCCUGGAGAUGCUGAAUGCCAUCAAUGGCAUCCUGUUUGUGCAGAUCAGCCCGAAGGACAUUGUGAACCUGAAGAAUGAGAUCGAGAAGCGCCAGAGGGUGACUGACGGCGUCCUUGGGGAGCAACAGGAAGAGAUCGAGAGGAUCAUCUCGACGAAUAAGCAGGAUGAAGUGCCACAAACUUCCUCGGCGGCCGCGGACGCUCAGUCUGGCGUCGAGGAGGCGUCCAAGUGUCCGGAGAAUCACGUGGAGGGCGUGAGCGCGUAAUUGGGGCGAUGAAGUAACUUUUGUGUAGGUUCACAAAUUUAGCGCGCGCAGCAAAUGAAUUGGAAGAACGGGCGUUCUCGUAGUCAAGCCGGUUUAGUUGAUCAUCCAAUACUCUAGUUUUUAUCUAGAAUUACUCCCUCGUCACCUUUUUCAUACAUCUUUUUUUUCUCUAGGUUUAUUAGUGAUUGUUUUUGUGAAUUUAGAGAGCGAUGAAUUUAGAAGAGAGAAGGUUUCGGCGUUUGAAGGAAUCAUAUGAGAAAUGGAAGUUUUUCACACUAUGAAUGAAUUAUUCGAUUAUAUUCUACCAAAAAAAAAACACAGCAUCAUCUAAUGUAUCAUUAUAUCUCUUGGGGUAAUGUUUUACUCUAGCAAUCUGUUAAAUAUAUAUAUUUGAUUUUUACUAUGAAAAUCGAAUAAAUAAAAGCCAAUUAAUUGA
Molecule: messenger RNA, 4646 nt
Organism: Phlebotomus argentipes
Lineage: Eukaryota; Metazoa; Arthropoda; Insecta; Diptera; Psychodidae
Gene: clu
Product: clustered mitochondria protein homolog
Exons: 6
Coding region: 140-4210 (1356 amino acids)
Biological process (GO): intracellular distribution of mitochondria
Cellular component (GO): cytoplasm
Molecular function (GO): mRNA binding; protein binding
Source: RefSeq, a predicted model, not a curated record